This is a messenger RNA of Mesocestoides corti, 417 nucleotides long. Lineage: Eukaryota; Metazoa; Platyhelminthes; Cestoda; Cyclophyllidea; Mesocestoididae. The record is from the annotation of a GenBank genome assembly.
AUGCACACAACAACCAAUGCCAGAGACAUGUUUUCGCGCAGUGUGCCACCCCACAACAGCUCGCUCCAUGUGCUCAGUGAUGUGAGAGACCAAUUCGAGGCCCGUUGUAUUCAAGCGCCUGACCGCGAUGGAAAUGCCGACGGUGGACAAAUACCACCAACAUCCAUCGAACUAAGCCACAAGCAAGACUGGCAGGAUCUGGCCGUUCUUACAGCAGAAAUGAUUGCGGUCAAUGUUGGAAGGCAGAAUUUUGGUGAAGACGUAGUCCUCAUAAUCGGCGACACGAAUGUGACAAUCAGGUCAGGAGUGCUCAUAAUGUCAACUGAAUUCCUGCUCCACAUGAUGUUCAGGCAUAAUGACGCAUUUAGCGACCUGUGUGUCGUUAUUAUGGACAAGGUAAAGGACUUCGCUGUUGGU